This is a messenger RNA of Hyalella azteca, 2990 nucleotides long. RefSeq names its product serine/threonine-protein phosphatase 4 catalytic subunit (gene Pp4-19C). Gene Ontology annotation, biological process: double-strand break repair via homologous recombination; peptidyl-serine dephosphorylation. Gene Ontology annotation, molecular function: protein serine/threonine phosphatase activity. Gene Ontology annotation, cellular component: cytoplasm; nucleus. NCBI's taxonomy places the organism in Eukaryota, Metazoa, Arthropoda, Malacostraca, Amphipoda, Hyalellidae. Bases 8 to 1069 code for a protein of 353 amino acids. The record is from RefSeq and is a predicted model, not a curated record. The transcript has 6 exons.
AGCAAAAAUGAUUAAAAUUUACAUUUUUCUACAGGGCACUGAAGCAAUGAGUGAAUCAAACAGUACACCCACCACAACAGCUGCUGGUAGCAGUAGCGUGGUUGCAGACGGCGCUGCAAGCAACAGCAGCAUCAGCAACAGCAUAGGUUGUGCCAACAGCGACUUAGACCGACAAAUUGAGCAACUACGCAAGUGUGAGAUAAUUAAGGAGAAUGAAGUCAAAGCUUUGUGUGCUAAAGCUCGGGAAAUUUUGGUUGAAGAAAGCAAUGUGCAGCGUGUGGACAGUCCUGUCACAGUCUGCGGUGAUAUUCAUGGGCAAUUUUAUGACUUGAAAGAGCUCUUCAAGGUGGGAGGAGAUGUCCCGUACACAAAUUAUCUUUUUAUGGGGGAUUUUGUUGACAGAGGCUUCUACAGUGUUGAAACAUUCUUGUUGCUACUUGCUCUAAAGGUCAGGUAUCCUGAUCGUAUCACCCUUAUUCGAGGCAAUCAUGAGUCUCGUCAAAUUACGCAAGUUUAUGGUUUUUAUGAUGAGUGCCUGCGCAAGUAUGGCUCCAGCACAGUGUGGCGCUACUGCACGGAGAUCUUCGACUAUCUCAGCCUCUCCGCCAUUAUUGAUGGCAAAAUAUUCUGCGUACACGGAGGGCUCUCGCCAAGCAUCCAGUCGCUGGAUCAGAUUCGCACGAUUGACCGCAAGCUCGAGGUGCCCCACGACGGCCCCAUGUGCGACUUGCUCUGGUCUGAUCCUGAGGAUGCUCAAGGCUGGGGCGUGUCUCCUCGUGGCGCCGGCUACCUGUUUGGCAGCGAUGUAGUCGCUCAGUUCAACGAGACCAAUGGACUUGACAUGAUCUGUCGUGCUCAUCAGCUUGUCAUGGAGGGGUACAAGUGGCACUUCAACCACACUGUCCUCACCGUGUGGUCCGCUCCCAACUACUGCUACAGGUGUGGUAACAUAGCUGCCAUCUUGGAGCUGGACGAGAAUCUGACCAGGGAGUUCACCAUCUUUGAAGCUGCGCCUCAGGAGAGCCGAGGCCUACCUUGUAAAAAGCCUAAGGCUGGAUAUUUCCUCUAGGCCCCCAAAUCCUGUAAACCUUUCGGAAAUUGGGACAUUUUCUGCCUUUUUGUACAAAAUUUUGCCGAACGUUCUUUUUAAUUUGAAUCAAUGCCACUCCGUUGUUUUUUCAAUAUCGUAUUUAUUCGCGAGUUUUUAGCGUCAAAACCAGUCACUUACCUUCAGUGUUUGUUUUUGAAGAUCAUAUGUUACAGUAAUUUCUUGUGGGCUAAACUGUGUUGCCGUAAUUGCAUUUGCCCGAAAUUUUCCUUCGUGCCGCUGAUUUUAUAUGUUCAUUGUUGAGCUGACUCGUGAAACCAUGGGUCGCUCUUAAUAAUUCAUCUGGGCCUCUUAAAAUGUUUAAUGAUGACGAUGAAUGUGAUGAACAUUCACACUUUAUUAUUCUUCUUUCUUCGUGAUUAAAUGCAUGGGUUGAUUAUAUUCCUGAAGUUGGUAUUUUUAAAUCGCUAUUGUAAAUCCAAAGUCAUGUGGACUGUCCAAGUAACGCUCACAUCUGUUGCGUGUGUUAAAAACCGUCUGCUAUAAUCCUCAGUUAUUCAAUGAGCCCUUAUAUGAUGCUAACUUCGAACCUUACAAGGUACAAGAUAUUGAUUGCAGGAAAAAUAAGGAUAAACGACAUAAUUUUGCAUCGAAGUAUUAUCACAGUACAAGAAGAAUUUAUAACGCUUUAGUCGAUGCGAAGCUGAAUUAUGUCCCCACUUCAAGUGUUUCUAACGCGUCCUUCCUUGUUUUGAAUUUUACUUUUCUUAUUUUUAAGCCUGAUGCUGUUUAGUUUCCUGCAAAAUUAUAAAUCUAUUAUAAAGACUUUCCCUCCAUGAUUACGCCCUUGGGGAUUUGACUUUAGAAUUUUUCGCCCUCGGAGAGAGUGGAUAAAUAGGGUUCUCCCCUAAUUUUGUAUGAAAUUUGUUCGUUUGUUCUUGAUAUUAUCAAGCAUUGCUACCGUUUUUCCCCUGUGGAAUCUUACUCGUGUUCUUUUAUUUAUAUUCUGUAUAAUGCCCGGCCACGUGUUUUGCAUGCAGGUGCAGCCCCAGCCCUUUCUCACCCGAUUAUUUUGCAUGCAUAUAUAGCCUGGGCCCUUUCUCUCCCGAUUAUUUUGCAAGCAGAUAUGGCCUCGGCCACCGGCCCUUUCUCCCUAAUUAUUUUGCAUGCAGAUGCAGCCCUAGCAUCUAUCUUUCCCGAUUAUUUUACAUGCAGAUAUAGCCUGGGCCGUUUCUCUCCAAUUAUUUUGCAUGCAGGUUCGGCCCUAGCAUCUAUCUCUCUCUAAUUAUUUUGCAUGCAGAUCUAGCCUGGGCCCUUUCUCCCUAAUUAUUUUGCAUGCAGGUGCAGACCGAACAUUUUCUUUCCAAAUAUUUGUAUGCAGGAGCAGCCCUAAACUUUGACCUCCAUUAUACCUGUCUGAUUACCCGCUUGAUAUCAUCACAAUCACAAAGGCCGAGUUUGAAUUUGAGUUUAUCAAAUGAAUCCUAUUCCUAAAUCUGGUGCUCAUGCAGGCUUGCAAAAAGCCACUGUAUGUUUUAAUUGGCUAUUCCUAUGGUGAGCAUGAACGCUUGAGCGCAAGUUGCAAUUAUGGUAAAAACCGUUGUGUAGGUACUUCAUGUGAGCGCUUUAACUUUCUUUAACUGUAAUAUUAUCGAUUGAUAUUGGGCAACAGUAAUUUCAGAAAUGUAUGAGAACGAAGUGCAGUUUUUUAACAUCUAGAAUAUUGUUACCAGGCAGUAACUUGUCUAAACUAUUUAGAUGGGCUGACAGAACACUUUAGGAUGUCUGGGUGUUUCUGUCACAGUGUCCUACGGGUUUGAUAUCUCUGCAAGGUAGCACAUGGUGCAUUAGGUGAUCACAGGGGACGGGGCAGCGUUCGUCUAACAUGGGUUAGGGCAGAGCCAUAUUAUUUUUGGGAAAAUAAAUAUAAACAAAAGAUGUA